AUCUCUGUCCUCUUUGUUAACUAUCUUUGGUUUUCUUAGAAAUUGGCAAGUAGAUAUCACUUUGGUGUGUGUGUAUAUGUGUUUGUGUGUGUAUGUAUGUGAGAAUGAAAUUUGGAGAAGAGGCUUUACUAGUAAAAUAUAUUAAAAUGGUUCACUUGUUACUUAACAUAAGUUUAAUAAAUAGCUAAACAUUUAAAAAUUUAUAAAUUACUUAGCUUCUCUGGUUUACUUUGGCUUUCUGUAGUUGAUUGGUAAGUUGCAAAGAAAGCUUUCUGAAAUUAAAGAAAAAGUAGAUUGGUUCGGGAAAUUAUUGUAAAUGUGUAAAUUAGUAAGCCCUUCCCUCUGUGUAUACCAAGUUAGUAUUACAUAAAUAAAAAGUGUACACAUCUUUGCCAAAUUGGGAUUAAGUGAUAUUUAUGUUUAUAAGAAAAACAUGAAUAAUUAAAGCUUUAAAGUAUUCUCUUAAGGUGAUUUACCUUGUAACUGAGACCAUUAUUUCAUAUUCGGGAUAAUUGUUUGCUAUGCAGCUGUAAUUUACUUUGUUUUCUGUCUUUUUUUGGGGGGGGUUAUUGUAAUUGAAGAAAAAUCAUGAAACACAAAUUUCCUCCAUUAAGGAAAUAGUUGUGGAAGAUGUGAACACAGUUGUGGCGUUACAGUUAUUUGUUAAAUUUUACGACUUAACCUGCUUUAAAAGCUAAUUGUUACUAAUAUUUAUUUUUUAGUAGCUUCUAUUUACAGAGCCACUCAUAUAAUAAGCUGUGCUGAAUUUGACAGUUCUGGUGUGUAAUUAACUUAUUCAGAGCACUGACUAUGGCAUGUGUAUAAGGAUUUUAGAAUUGGGUUAUUACAAUUUAAAUGUCUUUAAACUGUAUUUUUACUGGUGGAUGGUAGUAAAUUUACAACAUAAAAAUUUUACCUGAAACAAUGUAAUGUAUUCUCAUUUGUAAAUGUUUUAAAACCUCUUUGAAAAAUCAGGCUAACAUGAAAAUAACAUGUAUAAUGUUAUUUUAUAGUUUCAACGUUUUAUGCUUAUUUCAGAAUGCUAUUCUGAGAUGUUAAAAAUAUUAGUCACAUACAAGUAUCAUUCUGUUAUUUUUGGAGUCCCAAAAUAGAACAUUCUGAAUUUUUUUUCAGAUGAUUUCUAAAGUACUUUUCCUAUCCAUGCCUAGGAGUUAGAGUGGGGUAGAGAGAAUAAAAAUGUAUUAAUUUUUGCUAAAUCUAUCCUUAUCUACUGAUAUAUAAGGGGGCAAUGAGCCCAGAAUUGGAGAGUAAGGUGACAAAAGAGCUGGUAGUGGUUUAGUUCUACAAACCAAGUUCAUACCAAUUUCACACCUACUAAACUGCAUGGGGGAAAAAAAUCAGGUAGAACGUUUAUUGAACAGGAAUAUUAAUUAUUAAUUAUAUCAGUAAAAGAUGCCAUCAGCAACACAGAUUCUGUAUUAUGUUUGGUUUUCACUGAAUUAGAAGGAGGAAUUUUAUCAGUUAUUGCUUUGUUGGAACCUUACUGUAGUCCCAUAGAAUUUUUUAAUGUAGUAUUUGAGAAGCCCUGGCUGUGAUUUGUCAAAAAUGUUCAAGGUUAUGGGCAGGUAGAGGUUCCUUGUUUUGUUUUUUUUUUUUUUUUUCCACUUGAUAGAGAUGAAUAAAUGUACAUUAUGCUAGCUUUUCACUUUUUUAAUACAAUUUUGAGACAAAGUUUCACUGUUUCUGAACAUGAAAACUUAAAUAUUUUUAUUGUAAUUUAGUUAAGUAUUUUAGAACACUUAUAAUCGGUAUUAGGAAAACAUUCAGACACAAUUUUUCAUUAAACUAUAUACAAUAGAGAUGGUUUAUAGGACCUGCAGAAUGUCGUAGUGAGCUCUUAAAGAUCUGAUUAUGCACUGCAAGCAAAGGAACAAUGUAUUAUAUUUUGUACCAAAAAAGAUAACAAAGUGAGUUUGAAAUGAACCGAAGGAAAGAGUUCCAUUGGAGUAAGUUCUGUGAAUGAUGUGCUGUAGUGCUGUAAGCAGUGUUUUGUUUACUUCACUGAUUCUAUUCUCUCCUUGCUGUUGUAGAAACAGCAUUAUGAAAGAAAUGAGAAAACCAUAGAACAAAAUUUUAAGAAGUUUUUCAGUUUCUGUCAAUUUGCUGUUUUUUCAAAAAAAUAUAGACAGUAUUAUGAGACAAUCCUGAGCUGUAUAAGUAAUGUUUGAUAUGUAAUAGUUUCAUACAUCUUAAGCAUUAGCUAUUGUUAAUAAAACAUGCCAUUUCAAAAUAAAAUAUACUUUUGUUAUAUUUGUCUAAAUAUGACUUCUUUUUGUUGUGUGCAUCUCAGAUUUAUUUUUAUAAAUGUUAACACUUAGAAAAAGAUAAGGUCAGACAUAACAAGGGUGACAGCCUAAUCAUCAGUCAUAAUUUUAUGUCCACAUUUUCUGGUAGAUGGAUUUUGACUAUUAAUUUGGUUUUGUAUGUUUUCUCUAUGUGAUAUUUGUGCAUUAUUAGAUGACUAGACUGGCCAAGGCAGACCUGUUACACUUGCCUGACACUUGCCUGAGUUAGGCAUUGUUUGCCAUGCCACUAAACCGGCCGUCAAGUGAAACCUUCAUUGGGGAAAUGAGAUCGGAGUCUGAACCGCAGAAGAUGGACGCCCUGUCUCUGUUUUUUAUUGUUUUACUUUAAUUUCAUUUCUUUUUAUUUUGUCCCUUUUUUGUUUUUGUUUUGUUAAAUCUCUUUCACUUUAACUUGUGAGCUGGUUUUCCAGUUCUUUGUAAAUGGUAUUCCAUUAAGGGUUCAUAACAUUGCAUUGCAAAAUAUAUGGGGAGAUGAUCAGCAGAGCUCAGCCUUAAGAUACAAUAAAUUUUCACAGUAAAUUAAGAUACAGUGUUAAGGAGACUAUGUAGGGAUCUUAAUUGGUGUUCAUAGACUGACUAGGUACAUUUUGUUCUUGAAACACUGAUGAGAUUAUUAGAAACAUUUUCUGAUCUCAGUGCAACAUUUUUGCAGUUUUUCUUCCAAGUCGACAUCUUUUUAAAAACCCCAACUGAUAGCAUCCUUUCUCCUAGAAUUUUAGGCAUACAGAAUCAGGGAAAAUAAGUAAAUUUCUUCCAACAGUCUGGGUAGAGGACCCAGAAAUUUCUACUUUUAUGAUAGUUAUUCAUUAUAGAAAAUAACAUUUCCUUGACUUAAAAAGACUUCAGUUGCCUACAAGGAAAAUGGAUAUUAGAGAAACUAUUGAAUACUUAGUUAUGUAUGUUUCUCUGUUUGCUUGAACUUUUUGUUGAAAAAUAUUCAAAGGCCUAGUAGGUUUUAAAAAGAUCCUGAGGUUAGGACUAGUACUUUAAUACUAAGAGACAUUGUUCUCAGUUGUCAUUGAGUAUAAUUUAGGAAGAAUGCUGGAUGCUCAUUUGUUUUAUAUUGGUAUUUACAGGGUAAAUUUGAUAGAAUUCUACCUUGGAAGUUAAGUAAUGGAAUUUCUUUUUUAAAGUAUUUUUAAUAGUAAUUAGAAUAAGAAAAAGUAGUGUGCUUACAGUUAGACUUUAUAAUAGUUUUUUACUACUGUGAGGCAAUGAGAAUCAGAUCAUCUACUGAUGCUUUUUUUUUUUUUUUUUUUAAGCCAAAAGUGAAGGUCUUUAUAAUAUUAAGUAUUCAACGUUUGGCCUGUGUUGAAUACCCUUUUUGUUUGGGUAGUCUUUCUACAUUCUCUAGUAUGGAUAAUUUGGCUUAUUUAAUUGGCAGAUAAUAUUAAAUUGGGACUUUACUAGAUUGGAACUCUUGUUUUUUUAGAUACAUAAAUUAGAGUAGCAAAGUACAGGGUUUUUACCUUAGGACCUCAAUUGCUUUAUCAAGAUGUGUUUAGGUUUUACAAACAUUUAAAAAAUAAUUCCUAUUUAAAACAGGUCUGAUAAUAUAUGUAGAUAGUAUAUUUGUGGGUAUACAGAUACAUGUGUUAAUACUAGUAACUAAUACAAAAUUACUGUUAUUUGAUGUUUUCAGUUAGGCCGCCUGCCUUUCAUUUACCUUUAUGCAUGUUUUAAAAAAUCUGUGCUUAUGCAGAAUUUACACUGAAAUAAUAAAAUAACUUUUUUUUGAAACUAGUAGAUGGAAGUAAUACAGACUUAGAUGUUGCAAAGCUUAGGAAAAAGUAGACAUUUGUUAAAGCUAAUAAAAUGUCAUUUUUUGUUCCUGUAAGCAAGGUGUACCCAUUAUUUAAAGCAGGUUUUAAAAUCCAUCUUGAAUUCCAUUCAUGUUUAGAGCUAUGUUUAGAUAAUAUUGUUUAGAGGUUUAUCUCUGCAUAUCGGGUUGUUUCAAAUAGUGUUUUUACCACUGAAACCCAGCAUGGUGCUUUUGAAAAUUUAUUCCAUAUGCUAUUUUCAAUUUAGCAUGACUUUGUAUACACUGUUUUAAAUUACUUUUGAAAAAUUCAUAAUGAAAACGCAUAGCUAACUAAUUAUGAGUAGUUCUUCUAAAAUAGUUGUAUGUAGUCAACUUUUUUAGAAAUAUUUUUUGGGGGGGGGUCGGGGUAUAAGAGAGAGGUUCAGGAAAAAUGUAUGAGAUUUGUAGUCCUUAUCAAAAUUAAUUAGAAUUCAGUAAUUAAAUAUGGAAAAUUGAUGUACUUAUUUCAGAGUAACCUUUUCAGCUUUUAGUCAUAGGAUUUUUUUUUAACAUCUACAAUUAUUUCAGUGUUAUUGUCAUUAUUGUUAUUAGGCAUUUGAGAUGUUUGUAAGCAAUACACUUAGGCAUCAGCUACUCCUCUUCAGAUAAGUAUGCAUAAAUUGGUUCUAAAAAUCAAUGGUUUAAAGGUUUCCUAAAACUAGGGAACUUUUUUUGUUAGGUACUUAAAACAAUGUAGCAGUUUUCCUAGAGAUAUUCUUGGAACCUGGAUUCUUUUGGGCAUUUCUGACAUUGUUGAUGAGGUGCCUUAUUAACUAAACGAGUAUAGGCUUCCUUUUAAAUUGAAGCUGAUUACAUGCAGUAGGUUUUUUUUUUUUCCUGUCUAGUUGAAAUUGAAUGGAAUUUAUUGGAAGGGUUAUCAAAAUUGUUUGCAUCACAAGUAGGUAGUUUCAAUAACAGCAUAGGGGCACUCAGUAAGGAACAAAUUUCAAUUUGCUUUUUCUUUUUCUUUUUUUUAACUAAUUUGGUUAUUUGCCAUUUCUGGGGAUUAAACUUUAAAAAAUGUUCUUCUUUUCUGUAUCUGAUGUUCUGUGUGCUAUUAGUGAUGCAGCCAACACGAACGGUUGUCAUGUGUAACACAACUUUCGAUCACCGCGAAAACACCGUCCUGGGAAAGCGUCCAUGCUUGAUAUCGUUUGGUUCAUGAACAUUAAGUUUCCAGUACAGGUAAAAUCCCAGAGGAAUCCAAAGCCCUCUCUUUAUUGACUCCUGCUCCAACCAUGACGAGUCUGAUGCCUGGUGCAGGCUUGCUUCCCAUACCGACCCCAAAUCCUUUGACUACACUGGGUGUUUCCCUUAGCAGUUUGGGAGCUAUACCAGCUGCAGCACUAGAUCCCAAUAUUGCAACACUUGGAGAGAUACCACAGCCACCACUUAUGGGAAAUGUGGAUCCUUCCAAAAUUGAUGAAAUCAGGAGAACAGUCUAUGUUGGCAAUUUGAAUUCCCAGACAACGACAGCUGAUCAGCUACUUGAAUUUUUUAAACAAGUUGGGGAAGUGAAGUUUGUACGGAUGGCAGGUGAUGAGACUCAGCCAACUCGGUUUGCUUUUGUGGAAUUUGCAGACCAAAAUUCUGUACCAAGGGCCCUUGCUUUUAAUGGAGUUAUGUUUGGAGACAGGCCACUGAAAAUAAAUCACUCCAACAAUGCAAUAGUAAAACCCCCUGAGAUGACACCUCAGGCUGCAGCUAAGGAGUUAGAAGAAGUAAUGAAGCGAGUGCGAGAGGCUCAAUCAUUUAUCUCAGCUGCUAUUGAACCAGAGUCUGGAAAGAGCAAUGAAAGAAAAGGCGGUCGAUCUCGUUCCCAUACUCGUUCAAAGUCCAGGUCUAGCUCAAAAUCCCAUUCUAGAAGGAAAAGAUCACAAUCAAAACACAGGAGUAGAUCCCAUAAUAGAUCACGUUCAAGACAAAAAGAUAGACGUAGAUCUAAGAGUCCACAUAAAAAACGCUCUAGGUCCAGGGAGAGACGGAAGUCAAGGAGUCGUUCACAUUCACGGGACAAGAGAAAAGACACUCGAGAAAAGAUCAAGGAAAAGGAAAGAGUGAAAGAAAAAGAUAGAGAAAAGGAAAGGGAAAAAGAGAGAGACAGGGAAAAGGAACGUGAAAAAGAAAAGGAACGGGGGAAAAACAAAGAUAAAGACCGGGAUAAAGAACGAGAAAAAGACCGGGAUAAAGAUAAAGACAAGGAAAAGGACAGAGAGAGGGAGCGGGAAAAAGAGCAUGAAAAGGAGCGAGACAAAGAGAAGGAAAAAGAACAGGAUAAAGAAAAGGAACGAGAAAAAGACAGAUCCAAAGAGAUAGAUGAGAAAAGAAAGAAGGAUAAAAAAUCCAGAACACCUCCCAGAAGUUACAAUGCAUCAAGAAGAUCUCGUAGUUCCAGCAGGGAAAGACGUAGGAGGAGGAGCAGGAGUUCUUCCAGAUCCCCAAGAACAUCAAAAACGAUAAAAAGGAAGUCUUCUAGGUCUCCAUCUCCUAGGAGCAGAAAUAAGAAAGAUAAAAAGAGAGAAAAAGAAAGGGACCAUAUCAGUGAAAGAAGAGAGAGAGAACGUUCAACCUCUACAAGAAAGAAUUCUAAUGACAGAGAUGGGAAGGAAAAGUUGGAGAAGAACAAUACUUCACUUAAAGAGAAGGAGCACAAUAAAGAGCCAGAAUCAAGUGUGAGCAAAGAAGCAGAUGACAAGGAUGCACCUAGGACUGAGGAAAACAAAGUACAGCAGAAUGGGAAUUGUCAGCCAAAUGAAGAAAACCUCUCUACCAAAACAGAAGCGGUAUAGGACCAACAAAUGCACCUCUAAACACACGCUGGAAUAAAAUCCAAAGCUUUUAAUUCUCUUAACAAGAUGUUAAACAGUGAAGAGAUCCAGUUGAGUAUAAAGAUAGGAGCUAAACAGCUGUUCUAGUUGUUAGGUGACAUUGUGGCCAUCUUGUUACUGAGUAAGAAAAUAAAGCAUGGACAUCAUGAAAAUAACAGAUGUUACCCAAACCUCAUCUUGUAAAAUCUGUGCAUUUCCAUGGUGGCUGACACACUUGUCAUGUGGUUUGUUAGUGUUUGCCAAGAACCAUUACAAGUAAAUGGGACAUUCAAGAUCCAAAUUUGUAUUAUCCGUAAAGACUGGAGACAAGCAUUGGAGGCUCUUUUAAAAAGUUCUAGUUACUGAAUUUUGUAUUGUUUUACCUUUUUUUUUUUUAAAUUUCAAGAUAUACAAAUUGAUGAUGUGCUUGAAAUCGGUGCAAAUAUAUACCCACCCUUGUAAGUGCAAAUAUGUAAGAAGUUUUAACACUUCACAGGAUUUAUAGUGAUUGUGUUAAAUUCUCACUAUUGUGUUUUCUUUUUGUCACUGUUUAGGACAGCAGUUUUUCUUUAAAAUAGUUUUACAGAUUAAAAUUACUUAAAUAAGUGGAUUAAAAAACAACCUUCAAUGCAUGCUACUACUGUUCUCUUUCCAAAGGAAGAAUGACUGUGUUGAAUACUAAUAAUAAUGUAUUAGUAUUCGGUGUUUAGAAUCAUUGGAUUUCCCCACAAAGUAAGCACUUCUUUUUUAACUUUCUUGACAUUUCCAAGCUUAUUAUAAAUAAUAUUGCAGUGUGUGUUGUCAGCGGUAGGUGGCAAAGGUGUCAUUAUAAAAAGAAAACUUGGGUUUUCAAAAUGGGCUAUGGGAGCACAAGCUGAAGCUUUAGUGCCUUCUACAAUGUGGUAUACUGUUUUCUAGAAUUUUAUAUGUGCUAGUCAUUCUCAAGUCAUAUGGAAUUUAGAUGGAUAUUCCAUUCACUCCCAUAGAGAAGUGUGUAAGUGAUAUGUCAGAAGAGCUUAUUAUUUAGUUCACCUAACAUGAGAGGGAAGUCUUGUUUUCAAGAAUGACUUCAGAGCUUUUAAAACAACAGUGCAGUUUUGGGACCAUCAGUUUUAUACUGUGAUAAUUAAAAAUGAAGCAUGUUCUUAAUUUACUUAAAGCAAACCCUUUAGUUGUCUACAUGGAUGGCCUUAAUUAUUACCUCUCAAUCAUCUUCUCAUAAAUGGUGUGCAGAAAAAGUACUUAAAGGAGAACACAUGAGGUUGUUUUAUGUUUAAGGAUAUGUUUACUUGGUUUAAAAUACAGGUCAUCCAUUAUUCUUAGGUUCGCUUUUUGAAGAAAGUAUGCAAGUAGUGAAAUUACAACAUCGUUAAUAUUUUUCCCCAAUACCAUAACUCAUGGUUUCAAAACUUUUCAUUAUUGUUUAUAUUUCCAAAAUAGUUAUACCUUUUAAUUAGCAUGUUAUUGAAAAAUCAAGUGUAAUUAUUUUAAUACAAUCUAAUACAAUCAAAUUACUCAGUUGCCUUACCUCAUCUUAUAGAUUUAAAAAGCUGGGUAGCACAUCAGUUACUUGGUUUCAACAUGAGUUUUCUUUUAAUGUUAAUACUAUUGAAACUUAAGUAUUUGGUGGAGAAUGGAAAGAAUUGCCCUUAUUGCAAAUAAUGAAGCCUGAUUUGAUUAUGAAGCUGCUUAAUUACUCUUCAUGUGUCCAGAAUUACUGUGGUAUUUUUUCCUUUUUGUCACUGUGUACAUUAAAAUUUUUGAAAAUGCUUUACUAUGUAAAGUAUAGAUGGUCAUUUUAAUCAUUCAACCACAUACGGUUGGCUGGUAAACAGCUUAUUCUGAUACAAGAAUGCUUGGUGAAUAUGGAAAGAUCGUGAAGGAGUACUUAAUGUCUAGCAUCAACAGUUGUCUUAUUUAUGAUAUGUAAGUAGAUUAGAGCAAAUGUUUGAAUCUUUGUUAUUUUUAGUACCAUUUCUCUAAUAAAGCUAAGUAUUUUAGAGGAAAGUAUUUGUUUAUGCAUUUCAAAAUAGCAUCUUAGUUUUAUCCUGUUCUUUUUUUAGUUUCUAUAGAAAUUGUUUUGACAUGGAGUGCAUGUUUGUGUGGUGUCUAUAAAACAGUCAUUUAAAGUUUGAGGUGUUUUCUAUUAAAUGUUUUUAUGUUGUAAUUAACCUAUUUAAUUUGGGUCCUGCUGCUAAUUAUUUUUCUUGCUGAUAUUUAAUCAGCUUUAAAAUAAUGAAAGAUGGUGAUUUGUAAAAGGUGGGCAUAAGUAGGAAUACAAGAGAUCUGGAAAAAGUGAAAUCAUUUUCCUCAUUUAGGGCUUAUGGAAGCAAAGCGUUCUAGGGCCUGUAGAUACUGGGUGGGGGCAUGGGCGGUGAGAGAGACAGAGAUAGACAUUCUCUUCACUUAUGAGAGCUAAUAUGUUUCCAUUUGUUUGUUAUUUUCUUUCAAGGUAUUUUGUUUUUCUUUAAAAUUAUUCUUGUUCAUCCCAGGUGUAGAUGUUGUCAGAAAAACUUGAGAUAAGGCCAAGAAGACAGCCAUUUUAUACUUGAAGCCUUCUGUAAAUUACCUUUUUUAGCUUGACCAUAGAGAGAAUAUAUUCUGUUCCUUAAAUUGUAAUUGCUCUUCAUCAUUCUAGACAAACUCUGUUGGCUCUCUGGUUCCUGCUUUUCAGCAGUGCACACUGAAAUGAUAAUAUAAAAUGGCCCUUCAUAAGGUAGCCAGUUUCAUGUGAGAAAACAAGUAUAAACUUUAACUUCUGCAGCCAUCUCCUUAGUCAUUAUUUUCCAUCUGUUACAAUCGCAGAUACUAGUCAGCUUGUGAUUCUCUGUUUAGAAUUCUGUUUUUCAAGAGGUUUACUGUAUGCCAUGUUUAUCUUCAGAAGUGUCAGUGGCUUAAAUUUUGACAUACUUAAUUUAAAAAAAAAACCCUGAUAUUUAGAAUCAAUAUUUUGUCAAGAAAAUAAUAUAUUGUGAUAUUAGUCAUUCAAGACCCCCAUUCAUUUCUAUAUAUGUUGCUAUAUCAUUAUCUUAAAACUUAAAAUUUGAUCCAGAUUUUUCAACAAGAUAAUAUUCAAAUUUAAGGAUUACAAUAUAUAUAUAUAUAUAUAGUAAUAGGUGUUUCAAACUUUCAAAAUAUUAGAAAUAAUAUGGUUUGAUUUAAAUCUUUAGUAGUUGGAUUAGCAAUUAAAGUGAAUUCUUUUGGAGAGAUACAUUGAAUAACUUAACAUUUCAAUUAGUCCUUAUAUUCUUUACAAGAUACUAUGAAUUUAAUUGGGCAGAUGAUGAAGUAGAGCCAUUUCAACAAAGCAUGUUCCUUACGUGUUUGAAUAUUUAAAAAAAAUUUGCUACUUCUACACUUAUUACAUUAUUAUUUAAAUUUAUUUUCAAAUUUCAAAAGUUAGUGCUCUUAAAAUGGCUAAAUUAUAUAUCUGAGUGCAAGACUACAGUAUAAAUGUCAUAAAUUAAUCUUUUAAAAAUAAAAUUGACUUCCCUCCUUAAUCUUGGGUUUGUGGAUGAAUUUGUUUUCCUUAGUACAUUUUUAUUGAUGAUUCUGCCUAAAGACUCAUACAUUAUUUCAAAAAUAAAAGCUAGAGCUAUUAAUGACUUUGUUUCAUGUUCUAUUAGGUUGGAUUUAAUAAUGAUUAGAUUUUUUCCAUUUUAUUUUAAAAUACUUUUAUAGUUUCUAGCAAUUAAUUUAUUAUAAUUAUUAGUCUAUUUAAUAUAACAUUCCAUAAUACAUUGUUUUUAAAAGCAGGUUUGUCGUCUGUUGCCUGAUUUUUAAAUUUACUUGUAUUUAACAUUUUAAUUUUAAAAAUUGCCAACUUCUGGGAAGCUUCACAUUAUUUUUCCAGGAUUGGAAUGAAUAGUUCCCUUCAUUCUUGAUUAACAUUUAUUUGCUAGAUAAAUAAUUUUUUAACCAUAUUAAGUUCAAAUUUGUGAAACUCAUACUGAAAGAAUUAGAGUUGAGAUUGAGUUCUAUUAGUUUAAGGUUACGGGUAGGCAGAAAACUGUUGAGGAACAACUUAAAGAAUUUCCCAAUUUCCACAGCAGAUUACAUUUUGGUAUACUGUGUAUUUGUAUAGGUAGUUCAGUUUAAUGUUAAAUAUUACUGUCCUUAAUCUUAAUUAGGUUAAUACAAUAGUGUUCUUUACAUAAUACUAUGGAUUAUCAAGGGAAAAGUUUAAAACGUAAACAUGAAGAUGCUGCAUAGGUGGUGUGUGUUGUGAGUAGGACUACUAAAUGGUACUAGUAAAGAUUUAUCAAACGAUGCUGCUAUUGUGUUAAUAUAUUUUUAAUAAAAUGAAAAUCUUAAAACCUU
Molecule: messenger RNA, 11255 nt
Organism: Phyllostomus discolor (pale spear-nosed bat)
Lineage: Eukaryota; Metazoa; Chordata; Mammalia; Chiroptera; Phyllostomidae
Gene: SREK1
Product: splicing regulatory glutamic acid and lysine rich protein 1
Exons: 11
Coding region: 5367-6917 (516 amino acids)
Cellular component (GO): nucleoplasm
Molecular function (GO): RNA binding
Source: RefSeq, a predicted model, not a curated record